CAGUCACAGUCAGUCAAUCUAAGGCAAGAGGAAGCCCUAGCGAGAGAUCCACUUCAGCGUGUCUCUGCUGUUUUGGGGACUUGGCUUGCUAGGCUGGAGAAGAUGGCAGGAAUAAAAAUCCAGCUGGUGUGCAUGUUACUUCUGGCUUUCAGCUCUUGGAGUCUGUGCUCAGAUUCAGAAGAGGAAAUGAAGGCGUUAGAAACAGAUUUAUUGACCAAUAUGCAUACAUCAAAGAUCAGUAAAGCAAUUGCUCCCACUUGGAAAAUGACCUUACUGAAUGUUUGCAGUCUUGUAAAUAACCUGAACAGUCAAGCUGAGGAAACAGGAGAGAUUCCUGAGGAGGAGCUUAUUACAAGAAGGAAAUUUCCCACUGCUUUAGAUGGCUUUAGCUUGGAAGCAAUGUUGACAAUAUACCAGCUUCAAAAAAUCUGUUAUAGCAGGGCUUUUCAACACUGGGAGUUAAUUCAAGAUGGCAUUCUGGUUACUGGAAAUGACAAAAAUGAGAAGGAAGAAGUUAUAAAGAGAAAAAUUCCUUAUAUUCUGAAACGGCAGCUUUAUGAAAAUAAACCUAGAAGACCUUACAUACUCAAAAGAGGUUCUUACUACUACUGAGAGUAGCUAUUUUAUUUACUUGUGAUUGUGAUUUAUGACCCUUUACUUUAAUAUUAAAUUAUAUUCAUGUGAAAAUGUAACAGAGCACAGCUACUGUGUCUCUUCUACAAUUGUGGUUGUUGAAUGUGAUUUUUCUGCAUUAAUAUGAAAUGGACUAAAUGUUUUCAAAUAAAUCUCAAUCUUGAGCAUGAAAA
Messenger RNA from Chrysochloris asiatica (Cape golden mole), 806 nucleotides. It is a transcript of the gene NTS, whose product is annotated as neurotensin. Gene Ontology annotation, cellular component: extracellular region; axon terminus. Gene Ontology annotation, molecular function: neuropeptide hormone activity. The transcript has 4 exons. Bases 103 to 612 code for a protein of 169 amino acids. The record is from RefSeq and is a predicted model, not a curated record. Lineage: Eukaryota; Metazoa; Chordata; Mammalia; Afrosoricida; Chrysochloridae.